CCUGGCCAAAUGACAAACCUGAACGUCGAGAGUGGCUACUUCAAUGACGAGCUGAAGGAGGAAGCCAACGAGGCGAAUUUUAUGUACACCAACAUCAGUAUGCUCAUAAGAGCACACAGGAAAGACAGAAAUAAACUGACCCUCCAAAAUAAAAAAUUAAACCUCAUUAAAAUAGUCGGCUUCGUAUUAGCCAUCGAAGAGAAAAAGGAAUUCAUAGUCUACACAAUUGACGAUACAACAGGGUACAUCAAGGCAAAGUUGCUUUUAACAUAUUCGUACUCUGCAUGCAAUGAUAAAAAUGAUGACAUAAAAAUAGAUGACAUGGUGCAGAUCUUUGGUAUCUGUAACACAGUGAGCAUUAAUGAAGACCUAACCAUUUCGAUAAGUUCAAUUAACAAGCUGAACUCACUCAACCAUUUGUGUCACCACCAUUUGUUGGUCUUUCAUAACUACUUAAAAUUUCUGGAGACUCAGAAAAAAAAUCUGGUGCUGGAGGACGAGCGGGCAAAAAACGAGGAGGAUGAAAUUGCCUCCAACGUGCCGACCAACGACAAUCCGUUUUUUAACUCGUUCUUUUACUAA
Plasmodium cynomolgi strain B is the source of this 582-nucleotide messenger RNA. RefSeq lists its product as hypothetical. The coding region runs from base 10 to 582 and encodes 190 amino acids. The transcript has a single exon. The record is from RefSeq and is a predicted model, not a curated record. NCBI's taxonomy places the organism in Eukaryota, Apicomplexa, Aconoidasida, Haemosporida, Plasmodiidae.